AUGACCUUAAUGAGAGUAUCCUCGGAGUCAAAAGAACCCAUCGCCUGGAUGGCGGACCUUUUGAUCGUCCUGGUUCUCACGCAAACUGGUUACGCAGCGGUCUUUAGCAUCCACAAAUGCAUUCUUCCCCCGCCUGGUCUCAUUGGCGGUAUGGUCUACUUCUACUGGUUCACCUGGAUCGGCUUGCAGGCUCUCAGCCUCUUUACCAUGCGGCACGCUUUGCACGAAGACUGGUCGCAGGAUACCAAGGAGACACCAAUGGGGGAGGGCGUUGCGAUAUGGCACGGCUAG
Molecule: messenger RNA, 291 nt
Organism: Colletotrichum fioriniae
Lineage: Eukaryota; Fungi; Ascomycota; Sordariomycetes; Glomerellales; Glomerellaceae
Source: RefSeq, a predicted model, not a curated record